AUGUCUGUAAGAAGAGCAAAGACAAAGGCGGUCAUAUUGUUCUUGCUUCUCUCAGACGCUGCCUGUGCAGCCUCAAGUGGCCCACGAUUUCCUCAGUGUAAGGCUGCUGAAUGGCAGGAGUGUGUGUCUUCUUUUACGUACAUGACGUUUCACACUGCUGGCACAAAUGCAUGUGUCAUGUGUGAAGUCCUGAGUGGGAGUACUAGUGUUGCCACUUCAAGUCCUUUCCGUUUUCUUGCUAGGGGGGCAAAUGGUGUGGCAAUAAGAGGAUACCCAUUCCAUGUCCUGUCGGCCUUGACACUGGCACCACUCAAGAAGGCGAAGGUCUACACUUUGGCUUUGAUAGAUGCAAAGAUCGCUGAUGUGAAGAACAACACAUUUGCUGGGUUUACUGGCCUGAUGAAAUUGUCCCUAAAUUCUAACAGGUUGACCCAUGUCAAGCAGGCUUGGUUCACUGGCUUGGAGAAGCUCUCUCUGCUGAUGUUGUCCAACAAUAACAUCAGGCAAAUAGAGGCAGGAAGCUUCAGGCGCCUGACUCGACUACAUCUGUUGGAUAUGCAUAACAACCUGUUAAAGGUUGUAGAUCCUUCUUGGCUCUUUGGACUGGAAGGAAUGAGGUACCUGGAUCUGAGGUCGAAUGCUAUCAAUAGCGUUUCCCCGGGGUCGUUCCAACAGCUACAGCUGGCCCGGUUAGACCUGAGGGAUAAUGAUCUGUCAUGUUUGGAUGGAGAGGUGUUGUGGGGACAGACUAUGCUCUCACAGCUCUAUGUCAGCAGUGGUAUGUUGUCGUCUGUCCAUGGUGCAACGCCACACGGAAUGACAUGGGGUCUACAUCGGUUAGCCAGUUUGAAGAGAGGGUCAGUUACAAUGACCGUUGCGGUACCCAAGUUCCAUUUCUGUGUCAGGCAAAAUCCUUACUCCGAACUCUCGUUUGGGUGGAUGUUUGUUUCAUCCGACAACGUGACUGGUAACACCGAGUUUGGAGCGCUCAUCCCCGGCAGAUCAUGCGGUGAUUUGGAUAGCUCUCUGAGCACGAUCUCCAUCCAGCCCCCUGUAGUUGUCCUGGCUACCGACGUCUCUCUGACAGACACACUGGACAUCAAGACACUCGAGCAGUGCAGGCAGGUUUGGGAAUAUGACGGAGGCAUUGCAGUUUCCCUGGUGCAAAACUCAAUCUUUCGGUUGGUUUCCAUGGCCACAGAGAGUACAGUCUCUGAAGGUGUUGCCAUGUCUUUUGUCCAGACACAAGACACGAGCUCACUCACCACCAUAGAGUCUGGCAGUAGCCAACAACACACUACUCACACAGACAUCGCCCAUGACAAGACAAAGAACGUCACUUGUAUUCUUCUCACCAGAGGAGAACACACAGAGGGUUUCUUCACCGUCCCCUUAGUUCAGCGUAACACCCACACAACAGAAACGUUGGUCCUGCUUGGCACCUACACAACAGAGAUAACAUACAGAACGGGUACUGACCAUUCCAGCAGUCCGUCACACUACUUUGAAAGUACAGAGAAAGACAACACAACUUCAGACCAGUCUACACACGGGGUGAGUCCCACACCUGGACCAGAUCUAGAGGUGGUUCAGACACCAGGCCAUGUUCUCAUCCCAGUUGUUGUCUCGGUAGUGGCUGUUCUGGUCCUGUCGUCCCUUGCAGUGUUGCUGUGGAAGGUGCGCACAGCGAAGUUGAACGCUGAGGAUGACAGGGACAGCGACGAUGCACACGUUUGGACCAUCCCGCCUGGCGUUACCUUCCCCGGCUUGCUGAGGUCCGCUUCCCUCCCUACUGCAUGUUCAGGCAAGAUGGCGUCAGAUGACGCAGUCUCCUGUAGGUCAUUGCCCGCUGUCCUGCAUUCCAUUGAACCUACUUACAGCGUGAUCCCAGAUAACGUAGCGUCUGCUCAGAGGCCUUUGCCCGGUCUCCCACACGUGUACUCCGAGAUCCCAGAUGACGUGAUCUCCGGUGUGGUCCUGCCGGCAUCCCUCCCCGCGUGUACUCGCGGGGGCGGUCCAGAAAAGGCGGCAUCCUGUAGGUCAUUGCCGGCUGACCUACCGUCUAUAGAACCCACCUACAGCCAGAUCCCAGAUGACGAAGACAGCGGACCGAUGUCUUUCUAUGCUGAUGCUGGAGAGAUCUCGCUUCAUGUCACCGACGGCCAGCGAAAUCCCUUCUACAGAAACACCGCCGAGGUUGAAGGUAUAAGGUCCCGGCGACAGCAGAGGACAGCUUUGGUAUCUCAGCCUGCCGAAGGUGUCAGGAGGUACGUCAACGUCACAGAUGCAAUCCUGUCUAGAGAUGAAGACGUCACAAGAGCUCAUAUCGCUUUUCUGACACAGCCUACAUGUAACACAUAUUGGUCAUGGGAGAUCCAAGGAGAAGGAAACCUUGUCACACCACGGCGUGUGUCCCUCCCCACUGUCACACUACCUAACACCUACUGGCCAUGGGAGCUUCCGGGGGAGGGAGCCAGUUUCACACGACGACGUGUGUCCCUCCCCACCGUCACACUGCCUAACACCUACUGGCCUUGGGAGCUCCCAGGGGAGGGUACACAAAACACAGCACAGCGUUCGUACAUAAACCUCACACUACCUAACACCUACUGGCCAUGGGAGCUCCCAGGUGAUGGAACCAGUUUCACACGGCGACCUGUGUCCCUCCCCACCGUCACACUACCUAACACCUACUGGCCUUGGGAGCUUCCAGGGGAGGGAACCCACACAUCACAGCGUUCGUCCAUUUACCUCACACUGCCUACUAACACCUACUGGCCUUGGGAGAUCCCAGGGAGGGAACUAACUUCACUUAACCACUAA
Molecule: messenger RNA, 2823 nt
Organism: Branchiostoma belcheri (Belcher's lancelet)
Lineage: Eukaryota; Metazoa; Chordata; Leptocardii; Amphioxiformes; Branchiostomatidae
Cellular component (GO): plasma membrane
Molecular function (GO): protein binding
Source: RefSeq, a predicted model, not a curated record